This is a messenger RNA of Prorocentrum cordatum, 1281 nucleotides long. NCBI's taxonomy places the organism in Eukaryota, Dinophyceae, Prorocentrales, Prorocentraceae. The record is from the annotation of a GenBank genome assembly.
AUGGCUUUGAUGAUUCCGCGCGCGGGCGCGCUGGAGCAAGAGGGCCUUCAGCCCCCUGCAAUGAGCCACCUAGUGUCGGCUCGCGGCCCAGCGCACAUGGUGCUCGACGCAGGGGCCCGCGCUUAUCAGCCUUUGGGCGUCCAGGGGGGCCUCAUCGGCGAAGCAGUGCCGCCGCAGCCGCCAGACAUCAAGAGGAGAGAUGAGCUGGACCCAGACUGGGACAACCACGUGCACGCUUUCAAGAGGCAGUAUCUGUACAUCGCCAUUGCCUAUGCGACCCCCUGCUUCUGCAUCUUCAUGUACUCGGUCUUCAAGUCGAUCCUGUACAGGGGCUGGUGGAACACGUCGGCUGGGGAGCCCUACAUGCCGCACUCGAUGAACGAGCAGAACCCGUACCGCGCAUACAUCGGGAUCCCGUCCGUCUUGGAGAUGCACAUGUGGUUCGCCUGUAUGAUGCUGGCCGCGAUCUGCGUUCAGCUUGGCUCCAUGUGGAUGGCUGUGCACACUGGCAUUGACGCCUACGGCAAGUUCCACGCCAUGUUCGGUAAGGUCACGAUGUUCGUCAUCAUCCUGGCCGCAGGGCUGGGCACCAUCGGGCUGGGCGUCUGUGACGUCCAGCCGAAGCGCGGUGCGGAGAAUCUGUUCUUCGUGGGCAUAGGUGUCGGUAUCCUCGUCUGCCUCUUCCGUGGGGUGUACGUCGCAAGCCGUGGUUUUUAUGGGCUCCACUUCCAGUACAUGGCGGCCGCCGUGGUGUUGAUAUUUUCGCCUGGAUGGAACCGAAUCAUCGCCGUGAUUCUCCGCAAUUACGUAUGGCUGUGGAGGCAUAUCGACCAGGAAUGUUUCAUCAUCAACUCCUGGGGCCAACGUGGCUUUCUGUAUUUCUGGUCAUUUCUGGCUGGGAUGAGCUUCGAGUUCUUCUGGUGGCUCGGCGUUUUCAGGGCCCCGUUCUUCAAGGCGAACUCCAUCGGCUUCGCAGUUCACGUCGUCCUGGCGGCCAUACUCUUCGCGUGCGCCUGGCAGACGUUUUACGCCUCUGCCGUUCACGGGGAGCCGCUUACGACCCAGCAGUGCACGGCAGAGGACUACCAGGACUGGAAGAACUUCACCAGCGGCGUCCGCACACAGGGCUUGUACUCGCUAUCCAGGGGCUAUGGCGUUUGCUCGGCAAACCUGUGGCAGUCUCCCCCUGGAACAUUUGUCCACUAUGGUGGCGGAGAAUAUUCCGUGUUUCGCCUCAUGAAUCACCCACAAGACCCUGUGGUAGAUGUUGGGUACAAUUGA